Messenger RNA from Rotaria sordida, 1332 nucleotides. The record is from the annotation of a GenBank genome assembly. NCBI's taxonomy places the organism in Eukaryota, Metazoa, Rotifera, Eurotatoria, Philodinida, Philodinidae.
AUGGCACACACCUUUGACAAUCGAAAUUUCGUUUCUGAUAAACAGCAAACAUUUUAUUCUGCUGUUCCACCAUUAUCAUCAUCAUCACGACAAUCAACAUCAAGGCUGAAUGAUCCUCUACUAUCCUAUGAAAAUAGUAGUUUGAAUAAACCUUUAAGUAAUCAACAAAAUUUCAAACCAUUAUUUCAUUCACCAUCAACAUCGAAUGAUUCAACUUAUCAUCAAAGACAACAAACAUUAGCAGAUGAUUAUUUUAAAUUUUCAUCAGAAGAUCAUAGUUCUGAUACAAAACUACCACCAUCUAAUCGUAUAUCACGUAUAACAUCAACAGCAAAUAAUAAUUAUAUUCGUCGUACAAAUGUUUCACCUCAAUAUUCACCGAACGGAAUGAAGACAAGUACCACUUAUUUAAAUACAACUCAAGUUUAUAUAACUCAACCAUCAUUACGAGAUGAUCCACCACCUCCACCACCACGUUGUCCUCUUCAACCUCCUGCUAUUCCACCACGAAAUUUAUCAACUUAUAAUCAAAAAAAUUCAAUAACUAUUCCUGAUUUUAAUUCAUCUAUAUCACCAAAAAUAAUUUAUCGAUCACCUGUUAUACCAUCAAUAGUAAAACAAAAUGAUUUUAAUGAUAAUCAUUUACUUGAAAAUCAAUUUAAAUCAUUGUCAAUUGAUAAUAAUCAUCUUAUUCAAGAAACAACAAAUGAAUCAACUGUCGGAGAAUAUUUCGGUGUAUGUUGUAAAUGUGGUGAGACAAUAACAAAUUUAGAUGAUCCAUGUGAUAUACUUGGUCAAAUUUAUCAUAGUUCUUGUGCUGUUUGUGUUUUAUGUAGACGAUCUGUAAAAAAUAAACAUUUUUAUUUUGUUCAAGAUCAAUUAUAUUGUGAAGAAGAUUUUUUGUAUACUGGUUUUUAUGAAACACUUGAACAUUGUGUUGCUUGUGGUCAUUUAAUUACUGAUACAAUUGUACAAGAAUGUGGACAAUCGUAUCAUGUAACAUGUUUUAAAUGUUCAAAAUGUUCGAUUUGUUUGGAUGGUGUACCAUUUGUGAAAGAUGAAAAUCGAAAGCUUUUUUGUUUACAUGAUUAUCAUAUAACUUAUGGACCACGUUGUGAUAAAUGUUCGAAACCAAUUUGUCCUGAAGAUGACUCAAAUGAAACUGUGCGAAUUAUUUCAAUGGGUAAAACUUUUCAUAUUCAAUGCUAUCAAUGUGAAGAUUGUUCGAUGCAACUGGGCGAUGAGCAAGAUCGUCGUUGUUAUCCAUUAGAUGAUACAUUACUUUGUCAAGGAUGUUGCCAUCGACGUCUUAUUUCUCAUAAUAAAUUUUGA